Porites lobata is the source of this 9036-nucleotide messenger RNA. Lineage: Eukaryota; Metazoa; Cnidaria; Anthozoa; Scleractinia; Poritidae. The record is from the annotation of a GenBank genome assembly.
AUGACGGAUCGAGUGUUUUUUGGCCUCAAACUGGGAAAAAGGUAAAUCAGUUGUGUUUUUGUUCAAUUGUACCGUACCCGUUAUCGAAUUUGUUCUUUAAAUGCCGUCAUUCUGUUGUCUAACAAAGCAAUCAUCGUUCAUGUCAAACGAAAUGUCUCAACGAGCUAGCAAAAAAUUAUAGAUUCUGUCUGAAGUCAUCAAAUCACACCCUAGCCCUAAGGGAUAAACUUUACCUGUUGCAUAUAAACUAAACAAAUCCUUUUUAAAUGAAUAUGUAAUUUUGCUUUGUUUACUCACAACUAAUUUUGCUUUCGUUUUAAGACUAAUGGACAGAGAAGCCAGCAGUAAUGAGGUCCCUCAACAUCCCCAGAGCAAAGCCAACUGGAUUUCGUUUCUUUUGUUUUGGUGGACGAACGAUUUAUUCAAAACGGGGAACAAGCGCCCUCUGCAACAGUCAGACUUUUGGCCGCUGCACGACGAAGACAAAACUUGUCUAUUGACAGAACAACUGCAAUCACAAUGGACGAAAGAUCUUAAAAACGACAAAGACCCACGAUUAUGGAAAACAGCCAUGAAAGUGUUGUCACGCAAAGAACUCUGUAUAAUUGGUUUUGCUGGAUUUCUGGACUCGGUGGGGCGAUUUCUUCAGCCCUUUUUUUUGGGAGUUUUCAUUUCCACACUCGUGUCUAGCACCCCAGAGCAAGCCCUACUUGCUUGCUGUGCCCUGCUAAUGCUGUUGGUUGUAGUGAUGAAAAGUGUCGCCGUGCAUCACAGCAGUUUCAAACUUUAUGUAAUUGGGAUGCGAAUGAAGGCCUCGCUCAAAGGUCUUAUAUUCAAAAAGGUGAGUUUUCCUUCAUGUAAUAGAGCACGCUUUCCGGAUUUCGUCUGAGUUAGGUAAGAUUUAUGUCAUUUUGUGGUUAGAACAACGAUGGGAACCAAAUAAUUAUUAGAGAUAAGUUGGGAUUUAGAUAUCAUUCUCACGGUACAGAUGAACUCUGAAUAAGCGUUCUGAAUUGAACGUUCAAUAUGUAAGUUGAGAGUGAGUAUCACGUAGACCUCCCAGGGACAAGGUAAUCCAGGUGAUUAGCUUCACCAAAGUGCAUGCGAGGUCAGAUUUCCCUCCUUUACGACGUUAAUAACAACGUCACAGUCUCUUGUAGGGUCAGUUGCGUUGUGUCCCAGAGUCAUCAUCAUUCUUCGUUUGAGAAACAAACAAAGGUUUGAGACACAUUUUUAUCUUAGAAGUUACCGUGAAUUACAUCUUGAUUACGUAACAAACUUUAUUUGGGCAGUGAAUGUUGAAAUAGUGUACUCAGGUCAUUCAGAGCUUCCUACGUAGACAUUCCUUAAGUGCCUCGUCACGUUUCGACUUCCGGCUGUGAUUUUUGGGGAAUGCUGAUUUAUUUAAAGGUACCAGGAUAAACGAUCAUACACCGUCCUUAUUAAGACUGGCAUUCAUUCUUUUUCGUUAAUGUAUCAAACGGACACCCGUUGAGUGUACAAUAACCUAAGUCCUUAACUGCACCCCUUGCCCGUAGGACGUAGGCCCCCAAAUUAGCAGUAUUCGUAUUUAAAAAAGGUACCUCAACAACGACCACACCCAAAUAAGUGUAAAUAGAAGAAUGAAACAGCAGAGGAAAAACAUGACUAAAGAGGAUCAGAGAGGUUUUCUUGGCCUUAACUCUUUGUUCGCUCCUUUCUUUGCUGCUUAUUCAUUAUGUGUUUGUAAAAAGGAAAACCUAUUUUGAAUCGGAAUGCUGGGUAUGAGGGAAUGCGAAUACGCACAAUCUGACUUGCGAGGUGACUUAUAUACGGUCUCUAAAAAUGUAGAACGAUAGUUGUAAUGUAGGCGUGAGCUAUUGUAGCAAGGUGGGGCUUUCCACGUUCCUCUAGAUAAUGUAUCUAUUAUAUACGAAAAAAAUUGAAAAUGGCAAAGGCUUACAGAUAGAAAGAAUUGAGAGUCGCAGUAAACGAUUAUUCAUGUGAAAGAGGAUCUGACAUUCUCUAUCGAAAUACUGAAGUAGCUUACAGUAGAUAAAUUGGACUGACAAAUAAAUACACUUUACAUAGGCUUGAUUGUAUCCUCGUUCUCAAUAUCUAGAUUCUGCUCCUUGGUCAACAAACACUGAACGGAUUUACUAAAGGUCACGUGAUUGAUCUCGUGUCCAAUGAUCUUCAAAGAAUGGAGCAAGCUGCAAGGCAGUUCUUUCGGCUCCUCGUCGCCAUCUUCGAUGUCACUGUUGCUGUCCCGUUGAUGUGGCACUUCAUAGGUUGGCAGGCGUUAAUGAGUCUCGUGUUCUUGCUUCUUCUGGUGCCAUUUGGUGGCUUCCUUACAUACCUUGCUGGAAAGCUCCGACUAAAGACCGCUGCUGUUUCAGAUAGGCGAAUAAACCUUAUGGCUGAGAUAGUGGCUGGAAUACGUGAAGUGAAGACACAUGCGUUGGAAUGGUUCUUUCUGGAACAAAUCCAGGAGACUCGAAAGUAAGUGGUAUAAGAAGUCAUACUGUAGAUUAAAUCUCAGUAUGCUUUAUACCCUCCACAAAAAACUGAUAAUAAAAACGCUUACCAAUGAAAUUUAGUGAAAAACUAACAAGGCUGAGCAACAACAAAAAAGAAGGUCUAGCCUUUUGCAGGGCAAUGGCAGUUAUUCCAAGACCCUGAGUAUUGGUACGGCCCCCGGAUCAGAAUUCGCGAUCUCCUCUGAAUAUCGGUUAAAAAUGGCUGGCUUGCCUUUUCGGGGUCAAUAUUAGGAUGCUUCAUUGACUGCUAACUCUGUAAAAAUACCUGAUUACGAACAUCUAGGAGAUAAGUGAAAAAACGAUAAUUUUCCUAUUUAUUUUCAGGGAGGAAAUGAAGAUAAUUCGCCAGAAGAGUGUCCUUGUAUCUUGUGGUAUUUCUAUGAUGUACACUUCUGGCGUUGUCGCAGCGUUCAUCUCUCUUUUGACACUCGUAUUUACUGGUUCCAACUUGACACCGUUUAAAGUGUUUACACUUCUGUCAAUAAUAAAUGUGCUCCGAAACAGUGCCUUAAGAUCUAUAGCAGAAGGGCUGCAUUUUAUUUACGAGGCGUACGUUUCAUUUGGCAGAAUACAAGAGUUUUUGGUGCUACCAGAAAUGCAUUGUUUGACUGACGGAAAGCACUCAAGUAAAAAUGGGAAGGAUUUGUUGUUCGCGAACAAACGUAUUGGCAAAGUGGUUGUGGACGUUUCUGAUGGCUUGACAUACUUCAACGAGUACACUAAAAAAUCUUGCAUAAUAACCAAGUUUGUAAAAAUUCAAGAUGACCAUAACGGAAACAAUCCUCUUUCAAGUCUGGGGUUAAGUCAAACAGAAUUAAAGAAGGCAUGUGAGCCAGACACAAAAGCAGGAAUCAAAUUAAGCAAUGUGGCAUGUAAAAUCAUUGAUGAUAACAAAACUCCGCUGAGAUCAAUCACUUUUGAAGCAAGAGAUAAGACCUUGACCGUCAUUACCGGUCCGGUGGGAAGUGGAAAGUCGACUUUGUUAUCUUUGAUUGCUUGUGAAAUGCCGACUACUGCAGGAAAUAUCGAGGUAUCUGGCAGCAUUGCAUACGUACCACAAAUACCGUGGGUAUUUUCGGGGACAUUGAGAGAAAACAUUCUCUUUGGUCGGCCAUUCCAGUCUGAAAAGUACUUUCGAACAAUCCACGCUUGUGCGUUAGAAGAGGACAUUGAAAGGUUUCCUGACAGAGAUCAAGUUGUCAUCGGUGAACGCGGAAACACCCUAAGUGGUGGUCAGCAGGCUCGUGUCAGUUUGGCGCGCGCAGUGUAUGCUGAUUGCGAUAUCUAUCUUUUGGACAAUCCGCUGGCUGCAAUUGAUGCAAAUGUCGGUGAUUUCAUCUUCAAACAUUGCAUCCUGGGGAUGCUGUCAGACAAACUCCGACUAAUGGUUUCACACAAGGAGUACUCUAUCAAAUCAGCAGAUCAAGUAAUAAUCUUGCGCGACGGCUCAGUUAUCGCUAAGGGGAAGUUUGCGGAACUUCACGAAGACGAAGCAGGAAAAGACUUUUUAGAGCCUCGUAGUAACAGAAUAGGCAAUGAAGCCAGGAACACACUAUUGCUUGAAAGACAAUCCAUGGCUGCUCAGUGGGACAGGUCAGAGAACAUUUUGGACAAAUCUAGUAGAAGUAUGGCCACUCCAGAGGAAGAUCGUGUGACCGGCACGGUGUCCUUCAAGCUGUACUGGGAUUAUUUAAGGGCAGGAUUAAAUCCUGUUGCUUUAGUUGCAUUGAUCAUCAUUUUUAUCCUUUCCCAAGGUAAGAGGACGUCUAUACAUUGGUCAAACAAAGCUUAUUAGUUCUCAUGGGUAUAAGAGUUAGAUUCGUAACUUUAAAGUUUUUGUGAAAAGCCUUUGGUAAGACCAUUAAAAUCAGAUUGGUCAGUUGUCCUAUAUCCUCGGAGACCCAGGGCAGUCAGUUAGGCCAGGAGAAAAGGCGGGAUAACAGUUUUCAAGCUGGAUGGCUGUCUCACAAUAGCCUGGGUUCGUGCAGUUGUAUAUUGGUGAAGUUCUUUUCUUGCGCAGUGUACGGAUGGUGACGACGUCAAGGCCCACAAGGCCAAAACCCAGCUAUCUUGACCGAACAAGAGUUUGGUCGAUAAAGGACUUACACAGGGUAACACAGGGGAACAAAGGGUAACACAACGUAACACAGAGUAACAACGGGUAAGACAGGGUAACACAGGGAAACAAAGGGUAACACAGGGGAACACAGGUUCUUUACCAUUUGCAAGCUUUAGGAAAAUAUGGUUGGGAAGUAAAUGGGACAUGGAACACAACUUUUCGGGCUAAGAAUUGUUUUCUCAGUUGCGAGCCCAUCUCAGUCCCCUUGCUCCGACAGCGAAUCAGAACUAUUAGCGCAUCCUUUUUCCCGCUCGCGGAGCCAGUCAUAAAAUACGAAUUAACGUUAUAUUUAUAUCUAUUUUCAUAGGGAUAAUGGUUUUACCCGAUUUAUGUCUUUCCUUCCUAACAACGUUGCCUCACGAAGAGCAGAAGGAAAGAAAAAAUAUCGGAAUCUACGCGAGCUGUGUCGCAGCGGCUGUUCUUUUUACAACCUGCCGCGCCUUCGUUUUCUUUCAAGCGGUGCUCAGAUCUUCUGAAAACGUUCACAACAACAUGGCGACGGCUAUCCUGAAAGCACCAAUUCUAUUCUUUGAUUCAAAUCCAGUUGGCAGGAUUCUCAAUCGGUUUUCAAAGGAUAUUGGCUGCCUGGACGAAGUUCUGCCAAAGACGUUUCUCUUUGCAAUCCAGUUGGUGAUGUUUGUUUUGACCGCAGCGCUUCUUCCAUUAGCGGCAAAUGCCUGGCUUGCAGCAGUUGUGGUGCCCAUUAUCAUACUCUACGUCUACAUUGCUCGGUACUUCUUGAAAACGUCUAGGGAGCUAAAGAGACUUGAGUCUGUCUGCCGUAGCCCUGUGCUGUCGCAAAUUGCUGAAACACUCGAUGGAUUGGAUACUAUUAGAACCCGUAAGAGACAGCAGGAGUUUGCUGAUCUCCUAUACAGGUGUGUUGGAAUUAAACCUACUUUCUUUCUAUCUUCUGAGCAUUAAGCAAGAAAUAUAGAACAUUAGGAUGGUGGGAAUAACCCUUCAUACAAGGUGUUGUCAAGGUAUUUCUUGAUACUCAGGUCCAAAUACCAGGGUUAAGAGGGUCACUCAUUCUGAACUGAACAAAAAGUAGCAAAAUUAAGGCUGGAAACGCUCCCGCCAAAUCUGAAAAAAAUGUCGAACAGUCACCCCAAAGCUCAAGAUCUGACGUUCAAUUGGGAAAUCGAUGGCAAAUAUGCCCGAUACAAGACUUCUUCUAACUGAGAACUACCGCGACAUUAGGAAAACAUAACAAACGUUAUGAAUCAGUUUUCUUCACAUUGAAGAGUAAAACAAUUUUUGAUCCCAGAGCUCCUCUCUAUUGGGCAUGAUUACGGACGCGCGGAGUCAAAAGCGUAAACUUUAGAGUAGAGAAUGCCUGAUCUCCUGACAAGCAGUUACUCUGUUGUGUCUCCGCAGAUAUCAAGACAACCACAACCGGUCAUAUUACAUGGUGCUAGCUGGGACUCGAUGGCUGGGAAUACGACUGGAUUUCAUCUCUGCUUUCUUAAUUGGGGUUGUGGCUUUAUUUGCUGCCUUCAAUUCCCAGGAUAAUGCAGGUAAAUUGGUCUUCUAAUCAGAGCCCUUAACAAAGCGGUUUCACUCGAGUGUAUUAUAAAGCACACUAUAAUUCAGUCCAGUUACGAAAGACUGAAUGAACCAAUCAGAUCUCGAAGCAAAUAGCUGUACUCUGCUUCAAGAGCGAAAAAACGUGUGGGAACAUACGAUCGAAUUAGUUGAAAAGUUCAAAGUGAAAAAGGUCGCGCAAGCUUUUGUAGGGAACAAAUGAUAGCGUAGACAGCCAACGAAAAGGUAAAAGUCAAAGUACUUCUCGUAAUCCGUUUCCUGGAGCCGGGUUUCACCUUUACACCCGUUGAAUACAUUUGAGUAAACUUUUUUCUCACCAUAAGAUUCUUACGUCCAUUAUAACUACAGAUUAAUUCUUAAUGUAACUAGAUUUGCUGUUCCAUUUUCAGCUCUGGUGGGAAUUGCUUUUGUCUACGUCUUUGAAACCGUUCAUUUUACCCAGGUGAGCGUUCAACAGUCCGCAGAAGUGGAGAGCUUAAUGACAUCUGUAGAACGAGUGAUGGCCAUUUCCAAGAUUAACCCUGAACCAGGUUACAAGACAGCAUCCACAAUAACCGGGCAGUGGCCAACAAAUGGUCAAAUAACGUUCACGGGCGUAUCCCUGAGGUACUAUCCUGAGGGUGCAAAAGUAUUAGACAACUUAAACUUGAGCAUUGAUGGACAAUCAAAGACUGGAAUCGUAGGAAGGACAGGAUCCGGCAAAUCAAGUAUCAUAGCUGCGCUCAUGCGCAUACCCGAGGCUGAAGGAACAAUCACAAUAGAUGGAGUGAAGCUGAAUGAUUUGAACGUUCAACAGUCUCGAAGGUGCAUUUCCGUGCUAAGACAAGAUCCUGUUGUUUUCAGUGGGACUAUCCGAAAGAACCUCGAUCCACUGGGAAAGCACAGUGAUGCUGUUUUGUGGGCAGCGUUAGAAGCUGUGCAGCUGAAGCAGUUAGUAGAGACUUUGCAAGGCAAGCUAUCUUACACAUUAACUAACAGUGGAAUGAACCUCAGUGUAGGAGAAAAGCAGUUACUUUGCCUCGCUCGAGUUAUGCUACAGGGGAGUAAAAUCGUCAUUUUAGAUGAGCCUACAGCUCAUGUGGACCCCAAAACGGAGCACAUCAUUCAAGAAACAAUCAGAGAUAAACUAAAGAAUUCAACUGUGAUUAUGAUCUCGCAUCGAGUCAAGUCCAUUGAACACUGUGACAAAAUAGUGGCCUUGAAAGACGGCCAUCUCAUCGACGAACCGUAACAAUCGAAGACUGCAGUCACGUGCAGAAGACUUGAUGAAAGUGAAGCGUAAGGCAUUAUGGGAAAGACAGCUGCUGGCAGCCGUUAUUUAUUUCUUGGAAUUCCUUGUUGCAAGAGACGCCUGGGUACUAGGUAGAAAACUUGGCAAGAUGGUCUGCUGACUCCACCCUAAUAGAAAUUACACGUCCACUUCAAAUCACGAAACAUUUUCACAAUGUGUUAACAGUUUGUACAUGAACCUCACCAACAAACACAAUCACCUUGCAGAACCGUACGACAAGGAUGUGAUUUCACUGAUUUGCCCCAGUGCCCUCAUGUUCUAUCAUUGAACGCUGGCCACACUGAGUACAUGUAUCUUCAGUAAAAGAUUUGUAUACAUAAGUUUCAAAAGCAUCUUUUUUGAACUAACAGAACAAAGGACCUAUACUGUUUGUUCCCAGUGGGUAUAAAGAAUCAUUUAAGGUUUCGACGGGCACGUUUAUGGAGUAGAUCAAACAAACUUGUUCAGGAACCUUCCAGUUUUAUAAUACAUUUUAAAAGAAAUUAUAUAUUUAUAUAUUUACUUUUAACUAUUUAUCACGCUGAGGCUCCUUUGUACAUAUGUACAUAGACAAUUUUUAAGAUAUGUAAAUUUGAAAGGCACAUAGGAAAACAGCAUCUGGUUAAACGUUUUUUCUUACCGACCUUCUUAAAUAUAAUUUGUUGUUUGUGCAGUAUUGACGAAAGAGUAGCAUUAUUGCGCCUUACUCAAUUCGUUGAUGAAUAGUCAUUAACAAUAAUAAACACCGUGGAUUGAUAAGAGAAAAUACCAACGUUUAAUACGCAAAAAUAUCGUUACAGUGCACGAUAACCGGUUCCGACAAAUCUUGGAAGGGAAGGGAAGAAUAAAAAGUAAACGAACUCUGGUUCUUAGAAUUUAACAUUAAAACUGAGGAAGAUUUUAAGCCAUGUUAACACUAAUAUGUUUUCCAGCAAAACUCAGUUUUCGUAAAAAUCGUAUCAAAGGCUUUGUAUUUCACACUACCGUUUUGCAUCGUUCGCGAUCGUCCACAACAAGGCCGUGACCGGAAACGCAUAUCAGGUGCGUUUUUGAUGCCAGGCUAUCCUCGGACGUAUAAUUACAGGUCUUGUGUUCUUGCUUUGUUUUAAACAGAAAGCUGAUGAUGAUGUCAGCGAUUUCUCGCCAGCCCACACCUAACAGAGCUUAGCCUGUUCCAGGCUCUCAGAUAGUGGGGAUGACGCGUUAGUGAAAGGCACGCGAAAAUAUGAGUGCGUGAUCUAGGAAAUGGGGCGGUAGUUUCCUUCCGUUCGUUUCGUGUUUGCGCGUUUUCACGCGGAGUCGACUAUCUCGGAGCCUGGAACAGGCUAAACAGUGCUCUGUUAAAGCUGAAUAGAUUUCCGUUUUCAAAACUCCACCCUAAAGCCAGUUUUCGAAAACCUUCGUUUUUUAUUGCAACUUUUCCGUUUCCGUUAUCUAUCGCUUUCAUGUGGGAGCAGAACAUAACGCAUAGUAUUGCAAGCGUUUUCAGACAAAAAGGCAUUGGGGGUCUUAAGGGUGGUAAGAAGUUUUAAUUUUUGAAGACAUUCCAUCGACAAUAAUUAGACCAAAUAAAUUGAAAA